AGAAAAAAUCCAGAUUUUCUUUCUAAUUUCUUUACAGCUGUUGUUGCUGUUGUUUGCAGUCUUGUUGGAGCAGGCAUUGUAGCGAUAACAGGCGUCAUUCUGGCUGUUGUUCUAUGGCAACGUGGUUUGCUGCGAUGGGGAAAUAGGCACAGUCAGCGACCUGCAAAUGACACCGUUGAUUACGAUGAUACCAGGGUUGAAUUCACAACAGCCGGAAAUCGCCCUGUACACAUCUACGCCAACAUUGGGACGAAUUACGUAAAUGAUAUGUUCGACCCUGUACGCUGGGGUGGACAAAACCCCCAACAGCCAGUGCCUACGGGGCACCACGUUCCGGUUCACGGAGUCCAUGGGAAUGAGCCAACGGACUCAGAUGAAGAAGUGGAUGCGUACGACUACGCGACAUGGCAGCAGGGUGUUCUUGGUCAAAGCCCAGUUCCUGAUCCUCAGCUGAGUCAAACGGAGUAUGGCACCUCAGAUGAAGAGUAUGGGCAGAACGUCUUAAACGAUUCACAACGCGAGCAGGAGAGACAGGAGCCUGAAGGCACAUACAAUGACCUACGAAUCCUCGUAGAAGACGAACAUAUGGAGCUAAGAAUCCUCGUAGAGGGGCAGCCUCACCGCAGCACAGCAGAGGGCAGUUCAAGCCAAGCCAAUGGGGCCCAUGGGAGGACUCCAAGUCGCUCGAAUGUGGCCCAAGAGUUGACUCCAAGUCGUUCGAAUGACGAUAUGUCAAACGAGCAAGAGUCACUAUAUGCGCAUUUAGAUCCAGUAGCGCCAGUAAUGCCUGGAGAUUAUUUGGACUUCAGACAACUAGGUUCGGAAUAG
Molecule: messenger RNA, 828 nt
Organism: Lineus longissimus
Lineage: Eukaryota; Metazoa; Nemertea; Pilidiophora; Heteronemertea; Lineidae
Exons: 2
Coding region: 268-828 (186 amino acids)
Source: RefSeq, a predicted model, not a curated record